GUUCAAUUGAGUUCAAUUUGUUCUCAUCAAUCAAAUACUAAACAUGCAGGGUUAUAUAUGUAAUUAAAAUCAUGGUUCUGUUCUAUCUGUUCUGUCCCGUUCCAUUCUGUUAUGUCCUGUUCUGUCCCGUCACCAAACGCUACCUUCAUUUGUAUACAAAUUUAACUAAGUAAGAGCAUCAUUAUCCAAGAAACUCAUUAGAGUUUCUAAUUUAAAUUUUGGUAAUGCCACGUCAUUUAAACCACUUUAAUAAACUCUACUCACUUUUUACUCCAAUUCAGAAAUUCUAAAAAGUUUCUUAAAAUGGAUCCCACAAUAUACCCCACUACUUUCUUGUAAAUCCAGUUACCUAUUUAUUUGCUUUUUUAUUUGUUUUUUAUUUAUUUUUUAAUCAUUAAAUUUAGAAGAGAAACUUUGAGCUAAAGAAACUUUGGAGCAAAGUUGCUUGCCACGUGAAGAAACUUAAUUUUCUGCAAGAGUUAAGAAACUUUACUUCAGAUGACAUGUCACAAAGAAACUCACUGUUGCUGAUGCUCUAAGGAUGGGCCAAACAUACCCAUUUGCUCCUUCUGGCCCAAUUUAGGAACAUAACUGCAAAACUGAAAAAAUUAAAUGUAAGAAAGAAAGAAAGAAACUGGUCUUCUUCUUUGUUCUCACCCAGCUCUAUGCAGAGAUCUGGUGCAUACUCCAAUUCUCUAUUCCCUGCACUUCUCUCUGCAAACUUCAACACUUCACAGUUCACACCCAUUCCUUCAUCCCUGAUCUCAUCACAACAACAACAACAACAAAAGACUCUCAGUAAUCACUUCCCAUAAAUCUCACUGUCUUCUUCAUCCAAAACUCCAUGAUCACAACCAUCGCUAUGCAACGAAAUGCCACAUAACCCACAUCACAAGAAGAGCCUCUCCUCAGUGAAACGACAUGGUCUUUGGCAAAGCCUCAAUCGGCAAGAACAACCUGCGAAUCUCCUCGUCCCUUCAGGAUCUCGCCUCGUACCGCCACCUCGAUCCGGAAGCCACCGACGCUACCACCGCCACCGCCGCUGCCGUCGAUUUGAAGAAACCCCCUUUGCAGAGGGAGAGCCUCGUGUCCAGUUUCUCCAAGACAAAACCAGUUCAACCCGGAAACCCGGUUCGCAGGAAAUGGGCCAGACCCAUCACCCUCGCUCUGUGUCUCUUGCUGUUCGCGUUUCUGAUCUACGCGAUGUUAGCACUGGUUUUUUCCCACCAAGGAUCAGGUAGGUACUAUGUUGUUCUUGAUUGUGGUAGCACUGGUACUCGGGUUUAUGUGUACAAGGUUGAGGUUGAACAUAAGGAGGAUAGUUCUCUUCUUCCGAUAACUGUUACUUCAUUGAGAAGUGGUUUGAAUAAGAAGCGUCGUGGUUCACAAAGUGGGCGUGCCUAUGAUCGCAUGGAAACUGAACCGGGUCUGGACAAGUUGGUGCACAAUGUUUCUGGUUUGAAAGCUGCAUUGAAACCGCUUCUCAAGUGGGCACAGAAGCAGAUACCUGAGGAUUCUCAUAAGAGCACUUCAUUGUUUCUGUAUGCCACUGCUGGUGUUAGGAGGCUUCCUGUUGAUGAUUCUAAAUGGGUGUUGGAUCAUGCUUGGUCAGUGCUGAAGGGUUCUCCUUUUGUGUCUAGGAAGGAUUGGGUGAAGACCAUUACUGGGACUGAAGAAGCUUACUUUGGAUGGAUUGCGCUUAAUUAUCAUAGUGGUAUAUUGGGGGUUAAGCCGAGGAGAGAAACUUAUGGCGCGCUUGAUUUGGGGGGGUCGUCGUUGCAGGUCACGUUUGAGAGUGAUCAGCAGCUGAAUAGUGAGACUAGUUUGUAUGUUAGGAUUGGAUCAGUGAAUCACCAUCUCACUGCGUAUUCUCUUGCUGGGUAUGGCCUCAAUGAGGCUUUUGAUAAAUCAGUGGGGUAUCUUUAUAAGAAGGAGGGUGGUGGUACAAAAAAAAUGGAAGUUAAACACCCUUGCUUGCAAUCUGGGUAUAAGAAUCGAUAUACAUGCUCUCGUUGUUCUUCUGGUGAGAAAGAAGGUGAGAGUCCUAGAGUUAAUAGUGGCAAUGUGUUGGGUGGGAAAGGGCAAUCAAAGACUCCGGUGACGCUUGUUGGUGCUCCUAAUUGGCAAGAAUGCAGUGCACUGGCAAAGGUUGCUGUUAAUUUGUCUGAAUGGUCUGAUUUGAGUCCAGGACUUGAUUGUGAAGUGCAUCCUUGUGCGCUAAGAGAGAAUCUUCCUCGACCGUUAGGCCACUUUUAUGUGAUUUCAGGGUUUUUCGUUGUGUAUAGGUUUUUCAAUCUAACUUCUGGAGCCACACUUGAUGAUGUGUUGGAAAAGGGUAGGGAGUUUUGUGAAAAAAAUUGGGAAGUUGCAAAGAAGAGUGUUGCUCCUCAGCCUUUUAUUGAGCAAUACUGCUUCAGGGCACCUUAUGUUACCUCACUUCUCAGAGAGGGUUUGCACAUUACUGAUGACCAUAUAACUGUUGGCUCUGGAAGUAUCACUUGGACACUUGGGGUAGCCUUGUUGGAAGCUGGGAAGGCAUAUUCUACUAGAUUUGGGCUUGGUGGUUUUGACUUGCUUCAGAUGAAGUUGAAUCCUGUGAUUGUUAUUGCCAUUUUGCUUCUUUCUUCAAUUCUUCUGCUUUGUGCUUUAUCAUGUGUUGUCAAGUGGGUGCCAAGAUUUUUCCGGAGGCAGUAUCUUCCCCUUUUCAGGCAUAACAGUGCGUCCACUGCAUCAGUUCUUAAUAUUCCUUCUCCUUUCCGGUUCCAGCGGUGGAGUCCAAUCAUUUCUGGAGAGGGAAGAAUAAAGACACCACUCAGCCCUACAAUUGCAGGUUCACAAGAUAGACCAUUUAGUCUGGGGCAUGGUCUCGGUGACAAUAGUGGCGGCAUCCAGCUGAUGGAAUCUUCCUUUUACCCAUCAGCUAGUAGUGUCUCGCAUAGUUAUUCAUCAAGUAAUUUAGGGCAGAUGCAGUUGGAAAGCAGUAACAUAGGGACCUUCUGGUCACCCCACAGAAGUCAGAUGCGUCUGCAGAGUCGGAGAUCACAAUCUCGCGAAGACCUGAAUUCCUCACUGUCAGAGGCACACAUGGGGAAGGUUUAGGGCAUCAUCUUCUGGAAAUUUUGAUUUCCCACAUUUCUCCUAUGUUUGUAAUUUUGGACUGCACUUGUUCAUGAGCAAAGGGUAAAGGGCCACCUGGUGCUAUCUGGGCAUCGCCUGAACAUCUUGUCCUUGUACUUUCUUCAGUAAAGGGUAUCUACUAUGUGCUAUUUUUCUCUAAAUCUUCACUGCAAAUUGUAAAGGGUUUAUGCAUGUACUAGCAUUUCAGUUCUUGCCAUGGAGAUGACAGUUGGAGGGGGCUAAACGAGGGCUGGCGAGAUUGUUUAAUUCCGGACUAAUUUGCUUCUCGUGGAUCUCACUUCCAAAUUGACUUCCUCUUUAAGCUGCCUGGCACGAAAAAGCACUCUUGUUCCAUCAAAGGCUCCAUGUUCUGCCUGUGAAGAAUCAAAGUCUGCCAAGUACCAGAAACUCAUCAAACUGCUAAAGAUCAAUUUAAUUUGGACUCUGCUUUGGUUCCAUUUUUUAGACUAAUAAACCACCAUUACUACAUAGAAUAUCCCUUGUUUGAUAGGUGACUUGUGAGCGGGAAAACAACACUUGGAAAAGAUGAACCAUUGAGAAAAUUUGUAACAAUACAUAGUACAAUGCUGACAUCCUAUACCUUGAAUAAGCUAUUGAAAUUAGUUGCAACUUGCAACUUUCCAUCUGAAGAAA
Lotus japonicus is the source of this 3771-nucleotide messenger RNA. RefSeq names its product probable apyrase 7. Gene Ontology annotation, molecular function: nucleoside diphosphate phosphatase activity. The record is from RefSeq and is a predicted model, not a curated record. Gene Ontology annotation, cellular component: membrane. Gene Ontology annotation, biological process: nucleoside diphosphate catabolic process. The transcript is spliced from 3 exons. Lineage: Eukaryota; Viridiplantae; Streptophyta; Magnoliopsida; Fabales; Fabaceae. The coding region runs from base 922 to 3099 and encodes 725 amino acids.